Ipomoea nil (Japanese morning glory) is the source of this 1751-nucleotide messenger RNA. Its product is annotated as cytochrome P450 CYP72A219-like. The record is from RefSeq and is a predicted model, not a curated record. Bases 36 to 1607 code for a protein of 523 amino acids. The transcript has 4 exons. Gene Ontology annotation, molecular function: oxidoreductase activity, acting on paired donors, with incorporation or reduction of molecular oxygen; monooxygenase activity; heme binding. Lineage: Eukaryota; Viridiplantae; Streptophyta; Magnoliopsida; Solanales; Convolvulaceae.
CCCCUCCAAAAAAAACAGACAUACAGAGAUCGAAUAUGCAAGUGGAACACAUCAACUCAGUUGUGUUAUCAUUGGCUCUGGUCAUCAUAGCCGCCCUGACAUGGGCGGCAUGGAGGAUAAUAAACUACGUGUGGUUCACUCCAAAGAAGGUGGAAAAAUGGCUGAGAGAGCAAGGCUUCAGUGGUAAUCCUUACAGGCUAUGGCAUGGAGACUUGAAAGAUAUAAGGAAGAUGACCGCCCAAUCAUACUCCAAAACCAUAAACUUAUCCGACGACUUCUUGCCCAGAGCUUUCCCCUUCCACCAUCAAAUCCUUCACAAAUAUGGAAAGAAAUCAUAUUUUUGGCAAGGACCAGUUGCGAGGGUGUUCAUCAUGGAUCCAGAAAUGUUAAGAGAGAUAUUGUAUAAAUACAGCAUAUUUCAAAAGCCAGUGUCCCAAUCACCCAUCUUUAGGUUGCUUGCUACUGGACUCGUAUCUCAAGAGGGUGAGCGUUGGGCCAAGCAUAGAACACUCCUCAACCCUGCUUUCAAACCACAUAACUUAAAGCAAAUGUUGCCAGGCAUGCAUGCCUGCUGCAGCAGCAUGGUAAGAAAAUUGGAGAAUUGGGUGAAAGAGAAAGGGGCGGUGGAAAUGGACCUGUGGCCUCAUCUGGGCAACUUAUCUGCAGAUGUAAUCUUAAGAACAGCAUUUGGGAGCAGCUAUGAAGAAGGGAAGAGGAUCUUCCAACUCCAAACGGAGCAAGCUAAGCUGGCAUUCGCUUUUACCCAAUCAAAUUAUAUCCCGGGAUGGAGGUUUUUGCCCACUAAAACCAACAGAAGAAUGGUGGAAAUCUACAAGGAAGUGCGCGGUUUGAUGCUGGGAAUCAUCAACAAGAGAAUCAAAGCGAUGAGAGUGGGAGAAGAUGAAAACGAUGAUGACUUGCUGGGGAUACUAAUGGACUCCAAUUUCAAAGCGGUUAGGACAGGAAGAAACAACAACGUUGGACUCACAAUUGAUGAAGUGAUGGAGGAAUGCAAGCUGUUCUACUUUGCCGGUCAAGAAACCACUUCCAACUUGCUGGCCUUCACCAUUGUUAUGCUGUGCAAGCAUCAAGAUUGGCAAGCCCGGGCACGCCAAGAGAUUCUCCAAGUUUUUGGAAACACAAUUCAACCAGAUUUCGAGCGCCUGAAUCAACUCAAAAUAAUAACGAUAAUUAUGUACGAGGUUCUGAGGUUGUAUCCUCCGGCAACUAUGCUGCUCCGGAAGACGACUGGGAAGACAGAGCUAAGAGGUGUGACGAUGCCUGAUGGAUUGGAGCUGGUGUUGCCGAUAAUCUUUGUCCAUCACGACACUGAUCUUUGGGGCGAUGACGCUAAAGAAUUCAAACCAGACAGGUUUUCGGAAGGGAUAGAGAAAGCGACGAAGGGGCAGGCUUCGUUCUUCCCCUUCGGCUCGGGUCCAAGAGUAUGCAUCGGCCAGCAUCUUGCAAUGGCGGAGGUUAAAUUGGCUAUGGCCAUGAUUCUCCACCAUUUCUCCUUAGACCUGCCUUCGUCUUAUGUCCAUGCUCCAUUUUCCCUUCUCACUCUUCAACCUCAAUAUGGUGUUAAGGUCAUCCUCACCAAAGUUUAGGCCUGGAACCCUAAGACUCUCCUUUAAACUCUGGGGAUUAAUUGAAGGGAAAUUAUACAUUUAUAUUUUAUACACCAUGUGAUAAACAUGGUAAGUAGACAAUGUACUUGUAAAUUGUAAUAAGAGAUUUGGCAUCUCCACCAA